Colletotrichum lupini is the source of this 1284-nucleotide messenger RNA. Its product is annotated as dihydrodipicolinate synthetase. The transcript is spliced from 3 exons. The record is from RefSeq and is a predicted model, not a curated record. Gene Ontology annotation, molecular function: 4-hydroxy-tetrahydrodipicolinate synthase activity. The coding region runs from base 1 to 1284 and encodes 427 amino acids. NCBI's taxonomy places the organism in Eukaryota, Fungi, Ascomycota, Sordariomycetes, Glomerellales, Glomerellaceae.
AUGACUGAGAGCCCUGCCCAGAGGAUUCCUCCUCAAAGUGGGACUGAAACGCAGCGAGCCGACUUCAUCCUCACCAAUGCUGUCCAUAUCUUCACUCAAGAUAUCUGCAAAUAUGUGAGCUUGACCAUCAUUAUCCUAACUCAUCCCACCCCACGCGGGCUUGCUGAUACUGGAACAAGCCCAUUAGCUCACGGAAAUCAUCCCGUCCUCCUCGUCGUCUCUCUUCUUUCUCCCUCCUAUAAAUACAACACCGGCCUCUACUCGUCUCUCUGCUCUCUCAUUCAUCCAGCUCACCCACCAAACCAGCCCAUCAUGACCGUCUCCAACGGAAGCAGUGGCGCUCGCCGCCCCCUCCCCGUCGGCAUCUACGCCCCCACCAUGACCUUCUUCGACCCCGAGACGGAAGAUCUCGACAUCCCUACCAUCAAGAAGCACGCCGAGCGCCUGGCCAAGGCUGGUCUUGCCGGUCUGGUCGUCAUGGGUUCCAACGGAGAGGCUGCCCACUGCACACGCGAGGAGAAGCUGGCCGUGACCAAGGCCACCCGUGAGGCUCUUGACGCUGCCGGCUUCCAGAGCACCCCCAUCAUUCUCGGUGCCACCGAGGGCAGUGUCCGCGGCACCAUUGAGCUCUCCAAGGCCGCCCUCGAGGUCGGCGCCGACUACUCCCUCAUCCUUCCCCCCUCCUAUUUCCGCGCCCAAAUGGACGAGCAGGCCAUCUACGACUACUUCAUCGCCGUCGCCGACCAGAGCCCCAUCCCUCUUGUCCUCUACAACUACCCCGGCGCCGUCUCCGGCAUCGACAUGGACAGCGACCUGCUCAUCAAGCUGGCGGAGCACCCCAACAUCGUCGGCACAAAGUUCACCUGCGGCAACACGGGCAAGCUCACCCGCGUAGCCCUCGCCACCAACGCAAAGACCCCUUGGUCAGAAGGCUCCGGCUACAUGGCGUUUGGCGGCAUAUGCGACUUCACGGCCCAGACCCUCGCCAGCGGCGGCAGCGGCAUCAUCGCCGGCGGUGCCAAUGUCAUGCCCAAGGUCUGCGUCAAGGUGUGGAACCUCUACUCGGAGGGCAAGAGGGACGAGGCCAUUGAGCUCCAGAAGAAGCUCAGCCGCGGCGACUGGUUCCUGACAAAGGCUGCCAUCGCGGGCACCAAGGGCGCCAUCCAGAGCUACUACGGCUACGGAGGCUUCCCAAGACGGCCUCUGAGACGUCUGGAGAAGGCCCGUACCCUUUCUAUUGAGGAGGGCAUCAAGGAGGUCAUGGACAUUGAGAACUCCCUCUAA